Molecule: messenger RNA, 1645 nt
Organism: Scheffersomyces coipomensis
Lineage: Eukaryota; Fungi; Ascomycota; Pichiomycetes; Serinales; Debaryomycetaceae
Product: tetrahydrofolate synthase
Exons: 2
Coding region: 10-1608 (532 amino acids)
Biological process (GO): tetrahydrofolylpolyglutamate biosynthetic process
Cellular component (GO): cytosol; mitochondrion; cytoplasm
Molecular function (GO): ATP binding; tetrahydrofolylpolyglutamate synthase activity
Source: RefSeq, a predicted model, not a curated record
UCAUCAACUAUGAGACUCCCUUCAUCAUCAGCCAGAACUUAUAAAGAUGCCAUUAACGCAUUAAAUACUUUACAAUCAAAUUUCGCUUCCAUCGAAGCAAAUAGAAAAUUAGGUCCAAAUGUUGAUAGACAUGCUCUUUCAUUAAAUGAAGUGGUUGAAUAUACCAGAAGAUUAGGUUAUUCUUCAAAGGAUUUUAAUAAAUUAAAUAUCAUUCAUAUUACAGGUACAAAGGGUAAAGGUUCAACUUGUGCUUUCACUGAAUCAAUCUUAAAACAAUAUGUUGGUGUAUCUCCAUCAACCUCAAAUUCUCCUAUUAAGAAAAUUGGUUUAUUUACUUCACCUCAUUUAAAAUCAGUUCGUGAAAGAAUUAGAAUUAAUGGUAAUCCAAUUAAUGAAUUAAAGUUCACUAAAUAUUUCUUUGAAGUUUGGGAUAAAUUAUCAUCAACCACUUCAUCUCCUGAAGAAUGGCCAACUUUACAACCAUGUAAUCAAAUCAAACCGAUGUAUUUCAAAUAUCUUACCAUUUUAUCUUUCCAUGUAUUUAUGCAAGAAGGUAUUGAUACUGCUAUUUAUGAAGUUGGUGUAGGUGGUAAAUAUGAUUCAACCAAUAUUAUAGAUAAACCUACUGUUACUGGCAUUUCAAGUUUAGGUAUUGAUCAUACUUUUAUGUUAGGUAAUACUAUUGAUAGUAUUACUUGGAAUAAAACUGGUAUUUUUAAACCAAAUGUACCGGCUGUUGUAUCUCAACAAUUAGAAUAUCCUGAAUCAAUUGAAUUAAUUCAAAAGAGAAGUAAAGAAUUGAAAGUUUCAAAUUUGGAAGUUAUAAAACCUUUAUCAAGUCAUAUUAAAUUAGGAUUAGCUGGAGAUUUCCAAAGACAAAAUGCUGCUUUAGCGGUAAGAUUAGCUACUGUUCAUUUAACUUCAUUAGGAUUCAAUAUUAAUGAAUUACCUCAAUACAAUAAAGAACUUGAAGUCAUUGAAGAUGAAGAUUUGCCUGAACGUUUUGUUAAUGGUUUAAUCCAAGUUAAUUGGGAUGGAAGAUGUCAAAUCAUUCAUGAUAAACCAGGAUUUGAUAAAAUCACUUGGUAUCUUGAUGGAGCUCAUACUUUAGAAUCAAUCAAUGUAUCAUCGAUUUGGUUUAAAACCGAACUCACUAAUUUAAUUAAUAAAGAUGUUAAACCAAAUACUAAAAAGAGAACCAAGAUUCUUUUAUUUAAUCAACAAAGUCGUGAAAAUGCUUCAGCUUUAUUAACUAAAUUAUAUGAAAAUAUCUCUCCAUCGAUCGAAUUUGAUCAUGUUAUCUUCACUACUAAUAUUACUUGGUCAGAUGGGAAAUAUAAUUCUGAUUUGGUUUCCCUUAAUAAUUCUCAAGAAUUAGUUGAUAAAUUAAUCAUUCAAAAGGGAUUAGCUCAAACAUGGUCUGAAUUAGAUGCAAAAUCUAAAAGAAAUCAUACUAGAAAACAUAUCUUCCAUGAUAUUGAAACUGGAGUUAAUUUCAUUAAGAGUUUAACUCAUUCAAGUGAUAGUUCUGAAUUUGAAGUAUUUGUUUGUGGUUCAUUACAUUUAGUAGGUGGAUUCUUGGUUGUUCUUGAUAAUGAAAAGGACUAGAAUUUUAGAAAUAUUAAUUACAUUACUUGAUUAGCUU